Messenger RNA from Engraulis encrasicolus (European anchovy), 6018 nucleotides. It is a transcript of the gene tjp3, whose product is annotated as tight junction protein 3. Lineage: Eukaryota; Metazoa; Chordata; Actinopteri; Clupeiformes; Engraulidae. The coding region runs from base 1376 to 5323 and encodes 1315 amino acids. Gene Ontology annotation, cellular component: plasma membrane; bicellular tight junction. Gene Ontology annotation, biological process: cell-cell junction organization; protein localization to cell-cell junction; cell-cell adhesion. The record is from RefSeq and is a predicted model, not a curated record. The transcript is spliced from 31 exons. Gene Ontology annotation, molecular function: cell adhesion molecule binding.
GAGGGAAAAAAUCAGUGUAAGCAAUUGCAAGAAAUGUAAACGUUUCUGCUUUAUGUGUAGACACAGCGGAGAACUGAAUGAACUCAGUGUUUGAUAAAUGAAAUAUAAAGAGGAGAAAAAUCCACACUCACAAGCUGUGUUCCAUUAUUUAUUGAAAUACCACCAUGUCCACAAGCAGGGGCGUUAAGCCAUCAUCAGUGCGUAGUAUCAUGAACAAAGGGAUGGAUGCAUCUCCUCACAGGGGGGCGAAAGGCCACAGGUUACAGCUGUUUCUGAUUAAUGUUGGGACACAGUGAAGUACUGAAUGCACUCAGUGUUUGAUAAAUUAAAUGUGUAUUAAUUAAACUGUAGUCUACGACGUUUGGAAUAGUUUAUCAUGUUUGAUUCAAUAUGAGAACAGGAUGAUACUGCUGUCUGGAAACCAAAAGUUAUUCAAAUAGUGAUGCAAAGUCACAAUUUGUCUUGAAAUCGUUUCUUUUAAAGCUCUGAAUAUUUUAACCCAUUUUAGCCUGAUGACUCGUAUGUGUUGUUUGACCUUUGUUGGUGCCUGAAGCAACAUAUACGCUGCAUUCAGGCUCUUGAGAUUUUAGCUUUUUAAAUAAAAAUGUGGGUAUGUUAAAGCUGAAUGAACACAUUCUAAUGCUAGAUGAGGGUGUUGGGGUUUGAAUGCAUCUUGUUUCAUGUUUUUAUGUGCAUCAGAGGCUGAGAUAUUUAGAUUUUUUAUAGGCUGAGGGCAACUCUCCAAACAAGGGCUUAGGCAUUCAGCAGGCGUUUUUUGCAGGUGCUUUAGGCAUCAAUGGGUUUAAGUGUGGAAGCUUUACCCUUUUUACCGGUACAUUAACCAAUCCAACCAAUUCUGUUUGUAAACGAACAACAAACUGUAAAUGAAGCCACGCAAAUCAAUGUGUGUCCUAGUUUCCGAAGAGCUCGCUAGGUGUUUGGUUUUGAAAUAACAAGCCAUACCUGAAAUGCAGUGACAAGCGGCUACAGCAGGUAUGCGGAGAAUGCAUAAGAGACAGCUUGUGGUAGCUAGGGGCCUGUGACUAAAAGACCUGGCGCAGACUUCUUUUUUUUCUUCUUCUCCUUUUCCUUUUUUUUUUUUUUUUUUUGAAGUGGGGACGGUCCGUUGGGUUGUUGGUGUCGGGUGUCGUCUCUAUUGAGACCGAGCAGCGCCGCGUCAGCCUGCCAGCAGGUUGCCGGAGGGCUUUGCUGAUUGGCUGUCUGGUUGCGACAGGCUCCUCCCCCCCUGAUUACCUGUCCCUCAGGAAUGCCACAGGUGUGGGCAUGCUCUUGUUGACUCACUCUUCCUGUUUCACCUCAGACCAAGAGCACACAGGGGAGGGAGCGAGCUCUGCCUGCCAAAAAACACCCAGACAUGGAGGAAAUGACGAUAUGGGAGCAACACACGAUAACGUUGACCAAAGAUCCAAGGAUAGGCUUUGGCUUUGCAUUGUCCGGCGGCAGAGACAAACCGCAUCCGGACUCGGGCGACACGUCCGUGGUGGUGUCUGAUGUGGUGCGAAACGGCCCCGCCAUGGGCAGACUACAGACCCGAGACCAGGUCGUCAUGGUCAAUGGGGUUUCCAUGGAAAAUGUCACGUCCAACUUCACCAUUCAGAACCUGAAGGCCUGUGGAAAAGUGGCAAACAUUACAGUGAAGAGGCCGCGUGUGAUCCAGAUCCCGGUCACCACCAGGCCGACACGUGCCAUGUCCAGUUCCAACCUGCUGGACAACCCCACCAGGCCCACGCGUGCCAUGUCCAGCUCCAACCUGCUGGAGGAUCCCAACCAUCGGCGGCCGCGUCGGGGCUCCGACACGUACAGCUACGACCGGGGUCCCCAGCGCGGCCGCAGCGCCUCCCCGCCUCGUAACGGCCACGACCUGCCCCUCAUGUCCGGGUUCAAGCGCCUGCCGAACCAGGAUGCGCCCGACAAGCCCAUCAGAGCCACGCUCAUCAAGAAGAAACCCACUGAUGAGUACGGCAUGAAGUUGGGAAGUCAGAUCUUCAUAAAGCACAUGACGCCAACUGGACUAGCUUCCAAGGAGGGAACCCUGCAAGAAGGAGAUCUGGUGCUGAAGAUCAACGGGAUGACGACGGAGAACCUGUCUCUGCUGGAGACCAAGCACCUGGUGGAGAAGUCCCGAGGGAAGUUGACCAUGGUAGUGCUGAGGGACAACAGGAAGUUCCUGGUCAGCAUCCCGGAAGUGGAGGACAGCCCUCGCAACAGCGACGACGAAGCGCAUGCAGACAGCUCUGAGCUAGAAGAUAUUUCAGAUCUGGACUCUGAUUCACCCGGCAGGGGAAGGUCCUCCCGCCCAGCCCGUCGACAACAAAGGACCAGAGCGGAGCCCCCUCCCCCCAAACCCAAGUCCCGUGACCCCUCCCCUAAUCGCUCCACGCUCAACCGCUACCCGGUACACAGCCUGCCCCGACGGAGAGCUCCAUCAGAGUCUGAAUCGGACAGGAGCAACUCCCCACCGCCAGCCAGGAACGACAGCACAGACACCAGAUACAGGACUCUGUCUGGUAUCUCCACUCUCCCCAACCCUCGUGCGUCCCCCGCCCCCCAGAGCUGGAACGCCCCCCGUCCCUCAUCCUCAGCAUCGCGCCCCCGCAAACCGGUGUCCGAGUCGGACUCGGACCGGGGCAGCUCUCCCCCUCCCCGGAGGACCAGCCCCAAACCGGACAUGAGGUACAAGGUGCUGCCGGACCUGGCUCCCCCCACGCUGCGCUCCGCCUCCCGGGGAUCCUCACCCUACAGACCCCCACCACCACCAGAUUCGGAGUCGGAGUCGGAUGGCAGCCACAAUGACAACACCAGCAGAUACAGAAAGCCCUCAGGGCUGAGAGCUAGAGCCCCGUCCAUAGAGCCCCCGCGCUGGACACCUGCCCCAGGGCCCAAGCCAGCCUCCGACCGGGGUCACUCAGAUUCUGAGUCAGAGGGAAGUUAUGUGUCUGAGCCCAGAAGGGAGUCUCCGGUCCUCCGGGAGCCCAGAAGGGAGUCUCCCGUCCUCAGAGCCUCCAUAAACUCCAAGAGAGGAGUCGGAGGUCUUCCUGAAAGUCGGGCGUCACCAAUCGUGGUCAGGCCAGUAAGCUCCUCCCUCCCCAGAGCCACGCCUCCUGUGAGACCCCCACCUGAAGAGUCCUCAGAGUCUGAGCGAGCGCCGUCUCCCCCCAGGCGAUAUGAGAGCUCAGACAAUGGCAGCGAUCACAGCUUACCCCGUGCAAAUGGCACUCUACGCUCAAAUAUGUCCAGGGCAAGUAACAGCCAGCCUCAAGCCAUGGCCAUUGAAGAGCCAGUUUACUCCCUCCCUCCAGAUGCCUUCCCAACACGUACCCCAGGGUACAGCUCCGAUCAGAACGUGGCAGAGUUCGUAAAGGAGGGCAGCGUGGGCUUGCGGCUGAUUGGUGGAAACGAUGUUGGCAUCUUCGUUGGCGGUGUUCAGCCCAACAGCCCGGCACAGAAGCAGGGCAUGAAGGAAGGCGAUCAGAUCAUGCAGGUGAACGGCGUGGACUUCAACCACUUCACGCGAGAGGAAGCCGCCAUGUACCUGCUGAACAUCCCCGCGGGAGUGCCCGUCUCCAUACGCACACAGAACAAAAUGAACAUUUACAAGAAGAUCCUCAAGUCCAACAUCGGCGACUCUUUCUACAUCCGCACGCACUUCGACCACGAGGCGGAGGGCAACGUCGGCCUGGGCUUCACGCGCGGCGAGGUCUUCCGCGUCCUGGACACCAUGCACAAGGGCAAGCUGGGCAACUGGCUCGCCGUGCGCAUGGGCAACGACCUUCAUGAGCUCGACAAAGGCACCAUCCCUAACCAGACCAGGGCUGAGAACCUGGCGAGUACAGAGCAGGCCAUGAGGGUCUCUGCGGUGGAGAAGCAGGUGUCGGGCCAGCGGGCAGAGUUCUGGAAGAUGAGAGGUCUCCGCGGCGCCAAGAAAAACAACAACAAUAACAGACGCACGCGAGACGACCUGCUGCAGCUUACCAUCCAGGGCAAAUUCCCAGCCUACGAAAAGGUCCUGCUCCGAGAAGCCAAUUUCAAGCGACCCAUCGUCAUUCUUGGGCCUCUGAAUGACAUUGCCAUGGACAAGCUGGCUAGAGAACUGCCCGAUGAAUUCCAAGUCGCGGAAAUGGUUCCAAGGACUGGAGCUGACCGAAGCUCCUCUACUGUGAUCAAGCUGGACACUGUGAGGAAAAUCGCUGAGCAGGAGAAGCACCCCCUGCUGGACAUCACUCCUACUGCGGUGGAGAGGCUGAACUACAUCCAGUACCACCCCAUGGUCUUCUUCCUCAGCCCCCACAGCCGCAAGGACGUCAAGGCCAUGAGGCAGCGCUACGCCCCCGACUCCAACAAGAGCUCCCGCCGCCUCUACGCCUCCGCACUCAAGAUGAAGAAGAACUACGCCCACCUCUUCUCUGCGGUUAUUGAUGUGCAGCCUGGCUCAGCCGUGUGGUAUGACAUCAUGAAAGACAAGAUACGGCAACAGCAAGCCAAGCCUGUCUGGGUCUCAGAAGUCACGCUGGAGGGUGGUGAGACGGAGGUGCUGGAGGAGCUGGCCCCGGACCACAUGUCGGACUACCUGAGCUGCGACAGCCGCGGGGCCAGCGACUACGAGGACACGGAUGGAGAGGCCUACACGGACGGAGAGCUGGGAGAGCUCUACACCGACAACGAAGACAUGGACGACCCCUACAGCCCCACCCACGCCCAUGCCGACAUCAACCGCCACGCCAGGAGUAGGGGGACGGCCCUCGCCCGCUCCUCCGAGCCCGCCAGAGCCCACGACAGCCCCAGCCCAGAGGCCCCCCGCUACAGCCCCGCCCCCGCGUUGCCCCCCCCACACGAGGAGCCCGUGUACCAACUCCCGCCCGACGAACUGCCCCCGAUCCUCCACGUACCCGAGCCCCGCUCCCGGAGACCCCCCUCGGAGAGCCCCCCGCUGCGACGACAGGACGCACCUUCUCCCACGCGGAGCUUCACCGACUCGGACGGGAGCGACGCGGAGUUCCCAGCUCCGACCACGCCGUCGGAUGGGCCGCCGGACUUCCAGGCGCCGGAUCCCAGAUCGCUGGCCGCCGCUCCGGACUCCCCUCCCCCAGAGAGUCCUCCUCCACCGCCCGUUACCCUGUCAUUCAUAGAGGAGAAGAUCAAACAGACCCGUAUGGAAGAGCCUGAGAGAAAGCCGUCUCCCCAGUUCCUUGUGCUUGCACACCACGAAGCUCUGCAGAACCGUCGUAUCCAGAUAAAUGGGGACAGCUCAGAGGAGGAGAACGACCUGGACUCCAUUGAAUGGGGACCUGCCACAGAACUGUAGAGCAGUAACGACCUGGACUCCAUCGAAUGGGGACCCGCCACAGAACUCUAAAGCAGGGGAAGCAGUGGAUCUCAACCCUUUUUGAAGAAACGCCCCCUUGACCUCAUCAUAAGCCUGCCAACGCCCCCUGGACAUCAUCAUAAGCAUAUACCAACGUCCCCUUGAUCAUAAGCCUGCUGACGACCUACCCCCUCCUCUCCCUGUCUUAGUAUUAAAAAUAAAAUGGACUAAUGCCCCCCAAAUGGCAACCAAGCACCGUCCCCUCUCAGCUGUAUCCCUCUCACUGCCCCACUAGGGCUCCCUAAUGCCACCUGAGGGGGACUGUAGAGCCCCUCGUUGAGAAACACUAUUCUAAAGGGACAGUUUGACUAUGUGCGAUAUAUCCUGUAAAGACUGGCUGCUUUUUUAAACGUCAAGUUUCUCUUUGUUGUGACUGCCAAAGAAAAGGGAUGCCAUGGCUGAUCUCUCCACUUGGGGCACUAACCAAGAAAGGUGUUCACCAGCUGCGUUUAUUUAUAAUAAUACCUUAUGUGUUGUUUGUUAUUAUGAACUCUGUGAACUUUUGGACAAAAUGUGCCCUCUUCUGUAUGAAUAACUAAGAUUGAUGUUUUAUACUGUACUGGACGAAUGCUGUAUGAUGGAUGAAACUUUUUAGAAUGAUUAAUUUUAAAUAAAGUUCUUUUAUUGUAUAAUAA